Messenger RNA from Strongylocentrotus purpuratus (purple sea urchin), 1240 nucleotides. RefSeq names its product toll-like receptor 4. The transcript is spliced from 2 exons. NCBI's taxonomy places the organism in Eukaryota, Metazoa, Echinodermata, Echinoidea, Camarodonta, Strongylocentrotidae. Gene Ontology annotation, molecular function: protein binding. The coding region runs from base 1 to 1170 and encodes 389 amino acids. Gene Ontology annotation, biological process: signal transduction. The record is from RefSeq and is a predicted model, not a curated record.
AUGGAAACUGGAGCUCUGUCUCCCCCAGUGGAUGCGAGCUUACGACUACCAACCUCGGUACUAGAGCUAUUUGUACUCGUCUGGGUCGUCGGUCUGUUCCUCAAGAUCUUCCAAGCAACACAAUAUCUGACUUCUCUCACAAGAUUGGAUCUUAGUGACAAUGAGAUCUCGGCAAUUCCUGGAGAUUUACUUCAAAGUCAGCCCAGGCUUGGAGUCUUCUACAUAACCAAUAACAAACUUGAUUCGAUUCCCAAGACUCUAUUCAAUAAAACCCCAUCUCUUAACCAACUAUUCAUGCAACGUAACAGAAUCACCACAAUAGAACCUGGAACAGUGUUUCCUACAAACAAGACGAUGAGUAUACACGCAUCCGGAAACCCUUUCUCCUGUACAUGCGACUUGAGUUGGUUUGUGGGGUGGCUACGUUCAGGCAAUGUCGAAAUCAUCCAUCCUGAUGACACACUUUGCUCACUCUCUUCCAUCGAAGACAUGGUGCAAUCGCCAAUCCUUUCAUUCCAUCCUGAUCAAUACUGUGGCAUUAAUAUCCUCAUCAUCACAGGUGUGUCCUUCUCCGUUGUUCUGGUAGCCAUCCUGAGCUUGGUGGCAUAUCGUAAACGUUGGUGGCUCAACUACAAGCUCUUCCUCCUAAAACUAGCCAUAUUUGGCUACGAGGAAAUCAACCAAGACUUUGAUGCCGAGGACUACGAGUACCAGCUCAACCUGAUGUACGAUGAGGAUGACCAGGAAUGGGUGGACCAGAUCAUGAAGCCAGUCCUGCAGGAGAGGUUUCCACAUCUCCAGAAAGUGGCUUUUGGCGAUGACAACCUCAACAUCGAGAUGUUCUACAUCCCAGCUCUCCACUACGUCGUUGAGAACAGCUUCAAGACUGUCCUCUUAAUAAGCAACAACUCUGUGGAUGAGGCCUGGUUUAUGACCAAGCUACGCAUAGCCCUAGAGCACCUCAAUGACACCAGACUGGACAAGGUCAUACUGGUUUUCCUUGAGGACAUCCAGGAUGAUGAUCUCCCGUACCUGGUCCGGUUGUUCAUGAGUAAGAACAAACCCUACAUGCUAUGGACAGAGGAUGAAGAUGGCCAGGAACUCUUCUGGGCCCAGUUUGAAAAGAGCAUGAGAGCCAACAGGGUGAUCAAUAGUGUCAUUCCUGUUUAACUCGACCGUUACCAUUCACAACAAGGCAAACUAAUUGUCAUCCAACAAACAUUAAGAACCUCCAAAACAA